Molecule: messenger RNA, 1853 nt
Organism: Sinocyclocheilus rhinocerous
Lineage: Eukaryota; Metazoa; Chordata; Actinopteri; Cypriniformes; Cyprinidae
Product: protein crumbs homolog 1-like
Exons: 5
Coding region: 123-1853 (576 amino acids)
Biological process (GO): Notch signaling pathway
Molecular function (GO): Notch binding; calcium ion binding
Source: RefSeq, a predicted model, not a curated record
GAAGUCAGUCCAUCCUAAACACAGAUGAAUGAGGAAGAGCCAAGGAAGUCUGUGAGGGUAAUGGUGUUUUACAAAGCUGGCUUUAGGUCUCCUGCCUGUUUAGUUUGCUUAUAACUAAAAUCAUGACAAGACUGGGCACUUCUUUCUGGAUUGUACUGUUGCUCCAUGCAGGAGACUGCAGUGAGGAGAAUAUUAAUGGUUGUGAUAUGAACCCGUGCAUGAAUGGUGGCGUGUGCGAGAAUCAGGAUGGACAAUACAAAUGUCACUGUUCCCAAAUGAGCUAUAAUGGACACCUCUAUGGAGGGCCAUACUGCACGGUAAUCCUGCUCGGCUGUGAACGUCACUGGUGCCAGAACGGUGCCACUUGCUAUCCGUACCUGGACAAAGGACGGCAUCGAUACAGCUGCAUCUGCCCUGAGGGUUGCACUGGAACAAAAUGCCAGACGUCCACCGCCUUCUCCUUUGAAGAAAGUGGAUUCAUGCAGGUCCAAACCAAACUCACUAAUGCUUUCGAACCUUUGAAUGUCACUCUGAGUUUCCGCACGUUGCAGGCAGCGGCCACUCUGCUCCAGUGCCAUGUUGAAGAUCAGUUUCUUAUGCUGGAGUUAGUGGAUGGAAGAGUACGGCAUACAUUGCAGCGAGCCCAGGACACUGAAAGCGUUUUUCUAGAGCUCCCGCCGAUGGUCUCUGAUGGCCACUGGCACACGGUCAAGGCCUCGCUGCGCAACAACAUGCUCGGGCUGAGUCUUACAGACCCUUCUUGCCUUGAGGACACGUGUCGUAUGGAAGUACAGAUUGAUCGAGCAGAGCCCGACCUGGGUUCAGGUCUGUCUGAGUUAACUGUGAUCCAGAAUCUCUACAUAGGUGGAAGAGGAGAGAACGAGACUGCUUCAGGCUUUUUGGGAUGUAUGAGGGAUGUGUGGUUGGAUUCACUCAUCGUGGUGCCUGGACUGGGGCUGAGGAGUCCUGCUAAGCAACUUAACGUGAAACAGGGCUGCAGUGACUGGGACCGCUGCAAGGAAAACCCAUGCCAGAACAGAGGCAGAUGUGUUAAGACUGGAUGGAGAAGCUUUAGCUGCGAAUGCCAUCGGCCUUAUGAGGGCGAGCACUGUUUAGAUGAGUAUGUAGCUGCAAGGUUUGGAAGUGAAGAUCUGGAGAGCUAUGCUGUGUUCACGGUGGAAGACGAUCCAGGUGACAGUAACACCGUGUCCAUGUUCGUUCGCACGCGCCGCUCACAGGGCUUGCUCCUGGUCCUCUCCAACACCACCAGUCAGUAUCUGCGUGUCUGGUUAGAGGACGGAAUGGUCAAAGUUCAAAUCAACAACUUUGAAAGCCUGCUAGGAUCGGAAACAGUCAGUGAUGGUCAUUUUCAUCUCAUAACUGUGCUUGUGGAGCCAGAAUCCCUGUCCCUGUUUAUGUCUGCUAAGAGCCAAGGCCGCAUCCCCAUCCGCAGUGUGCUGGUCCAGGCUGGAGAUGCGGUGUAUGUGGGGGGUUUACCAGACCGCCGUGCAUCGCUAGCCUUCGGCGGCUACUUUAAGGGCUGUAUCCAAGACCUCCGUAUAAACAGCAGACGCCUGCAGUUCUACCCCGUCAGUGUCCCGGCGAGCUCCUACCGGCUCCAGAGCUUGAUGAAAGUCACGCGUGGCUGUACUGGCGACGACUCCUGCACUAAUAAUCCCUGCUUGCAUGGAGGUGUGUGUUACUCCAUGUGGGAUGAUUUCACGUGCAGCUGCCCACCCAAUACAGCGGGACAGCGCUGUGAGGAGGUCAGGUGGUGUGAGCUGUCUCCAUGUCCGUCCUCUGCCGUGUGUCAAGCCCACACUCAGGGCUUUGAAUUUCAGUUGUAUAAUUGA